Molecule: messenger RNA, 733 nt
Organism: Ctenocephalides felis (cat flea)
Lineage: Eukaryota; Metazoa; Arthropoda; Insecta; Siphonaptera; Pulicidae
Product: RING finger protein 141-like
Exons: 4
Coding region: 17-730 (237 amino acids)
Biological process (GO): protein autoubiquitination
Molecular function (GO): ubiquitin-protein transferase activity
Source: RefSeq, a predicted model, not a curated record
UAAUGUGUUUUAAAAAAUGGGACAAAAUCAAAGUUUUGAUAUAAUUCCUGACACAGUCGAAACAGUUAAAGAUGAAAUUAAAAGGAACGCUAAACUUUUCAAUGAAAUAUCUUCAAUGUCGUAUGACGAUUUCCUAAAAUCCCUUCGAGAACUCAACGCACUAUCAAAUAAAUGCUUGGAUUCCAAUACACAACUAGUCUUUGUCGUGAAAAAAGGUACAGACUCAACCGUUUUGUGGAAAGGCACUGUCAGAAUAGCUUGUGCAAAGAUUGACAUCGAGACCAAAAAAGUUUUAUCAUACAAACUUUUCAAUUUGCUUCAGUUCAGAAAAGUUUUCAACAUGCUACAAACCAAUUUGCAAGUUAUGAUACAAUCGAAGAAUGCUGCACAGCAAGCUGGUUCUUCACAAUCAAGCCACGAUAUUACCACAUCCUUGCUAUAUGAUAAAAUAAAUUGUGUACACGACGAUUACGAGAAACUUGGAGAAAAUUUAAACGAAUGCUGUAUUUGUUUAGAAAGAAAAUCAGAAGUUAUGCUACCGUGUGCUCACAGCUACUGCCUGCCUUGUAUAGAGCAAUGGAAUGUUAAUAAUAAAACAUGUCCCCUUUGUCGUGAAACACUACAAAGCACAGAAGACACUUGGGUUAUAUCAGAAAUGCCAGAAGCUGAUGAAAUUAACGAAGAAAUAAAAUCUGCUCUAUUAUCGUUGUCACAGGAUACUGUUGAAUAAUUA